UCCCCUUCCCGUUCCCCUGCAACUCCAUUCGAUAAAACCCUAAUCAGUUACCGACUAUUCAAUUGCUUCCUCACCGGAUCAUCUAUUUGAUUCGAUUGCUUCAAUUAAUUUGUUAGAAGUUUGAAUUUGAUCCUAAAGGAUGCCUAUGAAACAAUCGAAAGCGGAGAUAGCAAAGAAGCAGAAAGUAGUAGAAGACAAAACAUUUGGGCCUAAGAACAAGAGCAAGAGCAAAAAUGUUCAGAAAUAUGUUCAGUCACUUCAACAGAAUGUUGUCCCUAAACCUGAUCCUUCCAAACUCGCUGCAAAGAAAAAUAAGGAAGAAGAGAAAGCUAGAGAGAAGGAGUUGAAUGACUUGUUUAAGAUUGCUGUUGUUCAACCCAAAGUUCCUUUUGACAACUAGAAAACGAAGAUAGAAAAGUUCAAUGGUCAAAAUUAUUGUUAGUGGAAGAUGCAAAUAACAGAUUUGCUAAUUUGCAAAUACUGAAGAAUUUGGAUUUCAAUUGGCUAGCUCUUAACAAGAAGGCUAAGUGUAUGAUUAGGCUUGCUAUGUUUAUGUACACUGUGUACAAUCACUAUAAGAGAUUUGGUUCUUUACCAUCACAAAGUAUAUGUGGGAAAAAGCCUAUAAUGUGU
This is a messenger RNA of Helianthus annuus (common sunflower), 633 nucleotides long. Its product is annotated as zinc finger CCCH domain-containing protein 11. Gene Ontology annotation, cellular component: cytosol. The transcript is spliced from 3 exons. The record is from RefSeq and is a predicted model, not a curated record. Bases 140 to 400 code for a protein of 86 amino acids. Gene Ontology annotation, molecular function: mRNA binding. Gene Ontology annotation, biological process: cytoplasmic translation. NCBI's taxonomy places the organism in Eukaryota, Viridiplantae, Streptophyta, Magnoliopsida, Asterales, Asteraceae.